CUCAAUGCGGAAGUACAGGCGCGAGCUUGUCACCCUGUCGCGAGCGAAGCACGCGGAGCUCGAGGGGCGCAAAGGGGUAAAUGCGAUCUUGUGACAGCGGCUGCUUCAAAUAAGGGCGAAUGGCGUCUUAGUUACAAACGCAGAUAUGGAUGAAAUAAGUCAAUCUCCUGAUUAUAUCUGGUUCCGAAGCACAGUUCCGCUCAAACGAAUUGUUGUGGAUGACGAUGACAGUAAGGUAUGGUCGCUGUACGACGCUGGUCCCAAGAACAUUCGCUGCCCCGUCGUCUUACUUCCGCCCGUCAGCGGAACGGCCGAUAUCUUCUUCCAGCAGGUUCUGGCCCUGACAGGCUGGGGCUGCAGAGUAAUCGCGCUCCAGUAUCCAAUUUACUGGGAUCUACUAGAAUUUUGUGAUGGAUUCAGGAAGCUUCUCGAUCAUUUACAGUUGGACAAGAUACAUCUGUUUGGAGCGUCCCUAGGUGGUUUCCUGGCUCAGAAAUUUGCAGAAUAUACUCACAAAUCCCCCCGCGUUCACUCCCUCAUCCUCUGCAACUCCUUCAGUGAUACUUCCAUCUUUAAUCAGACUUGGAUGGCAAACAGUUUUUGGUUGAUGCCGGCCUUCAUGUUGAAGAAGAUUGUCCUUGGGAACUUUGGGAGUGGACCUGUAGAUCCGGAAAUCGCUGAUGCCAUAGACUUUAUGGUAGAUCGGCUGGAGGGCCUGAAACAGAGUGAACUGGCCUCACGACUGACCCUGAAUUGCCAGAAUUCCUACGUGGAGCCCCAUAAACUGAGGGACGUCACGGUGACCAUAAUAGACGUCUUCGAUCAGAGCGCGCUCUCCCAGGAAGCUAAGGAGGAGAUGUACAAGCUGUAUCCGGAUGCGAAACGAGCUCACCUCAAAACGGGCGGAAACUUCCCUUACCUUUCACGCAGUGCGGAGGUCAAUCUGCACAUCCAGAUUCACAUGCGGCAGUUCCACGAGACGAGGUACGCAGCUCUCGACCAGGCCUUGGUGAGCGCAGACGAGGUGCAACCACAAGCCCCCCACUGUAACAGGACCGGCCAGUGAAAAGAGGACGGGCGACACUGCUUCUCCAUUCCGUGGCUGGGACUGGCUCACUGCGCUGUCAGGAAAGCUACUACGGUCUGAAUGCAGUUCAUAGUGGCCCCCACCGGUCUGUAAACUCAGAGUCGUCAGGGAGGUGUUCCACAAAGCAAGAUGUCUCAGUUAGCUGGGUUACCUUAAGCUAGAAAUCAUGAUCAUCCAAUAGGAAUGCUUCUUACCUGAACUCUUAUUGGGCAGUCGUGCCUUCAUGAAGUUAACCCAGCUAACUGAGAAAUCCGGCAUCGUGGACCACCCACCUGGCCUGGUCUUAGAAUCCUUUUUACUUCAAGAUACUGUUCGUGACCAUUCAAUCGCAAAAUGACAUGUGAAAGGGCAUACUGCUGCCUUGCCGGAAUCUAUUUUUGUAAGCACCGCUACUGUAUAUAACCGUAAAUUGCCUAAAAGCCUUUGUUUUAAGAGACUUUUCUAUUUUUUCUAUGUCAAUUCUUUAAAGACUCUUUUGACUUGGUUAUUAUGUUUAAAUGCUGCCGUUUUAUUGAGCGAAUGAGGACUGUGCUUCAGUGUCAGGAAAACACUUGCAGAAAACACUGUUUCUGGAGCUAAUAUUUAAUUUCCUUAUUAAAUAAAACACGCUUCAUUGCAGAUAGCUUGUGAUUAGCUAUAUUAAAGUAACCUCUGUCAACAAUAAUCAGUAACCUAGGAAUAAUUAAUCUUUAAAUUCCAUUGUGCAGGUUGAAAAUCAGAUUUAAUCUUGAACAAAAGUCCUUGUUUAGAUACAGUGCUGUGUUUCUGUUUAAUCUUUAAUCCAUCAUUUGGGACUGCGGCUGGGUGAAGACUCUUGAGCAUUCUUUGGAUCCAGGAUUGACCAGCCAUUGUUUUUCAGUGUUUUGGACCCGGGGCCUGUUUCAGAAAGCAGGAUUUCUUGUUUAACUGGAUAACUUGUUGGAUUUAAGGUAGUAUGGGCUAAAAUGUAAGUGAAUGAAGCUAAAGUCCUUUCAGACUGGGAUAUCUAACUUCUGUUUAGAAUCUCCAUUCUGGUAUGGCAUAGGUAGCCGUGUUCCCUACGCUGUAGCCUGACGCACCUCCCCAGAAGUGUAACUACAUGUCAUGCAGACCCAGAUCUCAAGCUGAUCGAACAUCUGUGGGAGGCGCUGGACAAAUAAGUCCGAUCCAUGGAGGCCCCACCUCACAACUUACAGGAUCUGCUGCUAGCGUCUUAGAUCCAGAUGCAACAGGACACCUUCAGAGGUCUCGUGGAGUCCAUGCUUCUGUGGGUCAGAGCUGCAGUGGCGGCACGAGGGGGACCGACACAAUAUUAGGCAGGUGGUUUUAAUGUUAUGGCUGAUCGGUGUAGAUUUAUAAUGACGAUUUUUUAUGAGCUGGUUUGGAAGCAUGAUUAUUAUGUGUACAGAUAUGGUAUUACAUUUUUUAUUUAAGUUUUAUUUAAGUUGCAGCCGCAUGAUUCUCUGCUUGAAGUGGUUGCUUGUUUGCGUUGGUAAGCAACCAUACCUAAUAAAUUGGCCAAAGAGA
This is a messenger RNA of Brienomyrus brachyistius, 2593 nucleotides long. RefSeq names its product maspardin-like. Gene Ontology annotation, cellular component: trans-Golgi network transport vesicle; cytosol. The record is from RefSeq and is a predicted model, not a curated record. Lineage: Eukaryota; Metazoa; Chordata; Actinopteri; Osteoglossiformes; Mormyridae. The coding region runs from base 146 to 1066 and encodes 306 amino acids. The transcript has 9 exons. Gene Ontology annotation, molecular function: CD4 receptor binding.